Gasterosteus aculeatus aculeatus (three-spined stickleback) is the source of this 2315-nucleotide messenger RNA. RefSeq names its product calpain small subunit 1. Gene Ontology annotation, cellular component: calpain complex. Gene Ontology annotation, molecular function: calcium ion binding. Lineage: Eukaryota; Metazoa; Chordata; Actinopteri; Perciformes; Gasterosteidae. The record is from RefSeq and is a predicted model, not a curated record.
UCGCGUCGCCUCGAGCCAAUCGUUUUCUGUACCGAACCUGACGCAAAGGCGGAAGCGACUGUCAGAGUUCAUCUUGCAUCCAGUUACUCUUUGUUGGGCGUUUCACGGACCAUCCUGCAAACAGAGUUUAUUGCAACUCGCCAACUCGCGAACUCAGCCAACUAUCCUGCUUCCCUCGACAGAGUGCUGUCUGCUCAAGUUAAAGAUGUUUUUGGCCCAGAAAUUCCUCAGUGGCGUCAUCAAUGUUGUCAGCAACAACAUCGACCAGUUUGUGCCCACUGAUCCUCCGCCACCGCGCAGGCCAGCUGUGUACGCCGAGCAGCAUGAGAGCAACGAGGAGAAACAGUUCCGCCGGGUCUUCCAGCAGCUCGCUGGAGACGACAUGGAAGUGAGCCCCAAAGAGCUGAUGGACAUUCUCAACAGAAUUGUUACAAAGCAUGGAGACCUGAAAACGGGAUGGUUUCAGCAUUGGAGUCUUGUAGAAGCAUGGUGGGCAGUCAUGGAUAGCGACAGCACUGGUAAACUUGGAUUUCAUGAAUUCAAACAGCUCUGGGACAACAUAAAGAAAUGGCAGGGAGUGUACAAAACGUACGACGCUGAUUGCUCCGGUCUCAUUGGUGCAGAUGAGUUGCCCAACGCGUUCAGAGCUGCUGGCUUCCCCCUCAAUGACGAGCUGUUCAGCAUGAUUAUCCGCAGAUACAGCGACGAAUGUGGCAACAUGGAUUUUGACAACUACAUUGGCUGCCUUGUCAGGCUGGAUUCCAUGUGCCGUGCCUUCAAAACCCUGGAUAAGGACCACAAUGGGACUAUCAAGGUCAAUGUUCAGGAGUGGCUUCAGCUGACCAUGUACUCUUGAGUCCAGACAACGACGUCCCUUCUGCUUGGAACCACUUCUUUUUUCUGUUAGCACAAAAUAUUUUCUCUACCAUCCCCCCAACUACUGUUAUUGAUCAAAUCCUUUGUGGGUGCAGGUUUCUUUUUUAAAUGCAACUCAACGCAGGUGUGGUGGGAUUGUUCGCUGCUCCAUUAUACCUACAGGACAGAAAAUCCUGCUUUGAGUAACCCAGAAAAGUAAAAACCUGCACUCUCCACUCGUUUGGCUUUUGCUCUUCCUCGUGCCUGAGAGGGGGCAGACACACAUCGAGAUGUUUUAUACGCAGUGAAAUUUGGCGGAAGCUCCCGUAUGUACGCGGCUGGUCUCACAAAGAUUGUAUGUAUAGUGGCAUUCGUGGAGGCAGGCCAAUAAUAUUUUUACUCUUAAGACUGUUUAACCCCCUAGGAAUUCGAAGUUGGACAAAUAUGCAAGUUUUUUGGCCACCCACCACUUUCUACUUGAUUGAAUCCUUCAAUCCUCAGAACGAUGUGGGCAGGUACAGAUGCGUUGUUAUUUUGUCUGUCACACCUUCAGGCUUCAUAUGAACACACCAGAUUCAUUUCGGAGAAUUUCUUGAGCUUGUCCAGAUCCGUUCACACAGGAGAAUCACAAGAGUGUAAGUUGCCUCGCCCUAGCAGGUGCAACAACUUUUAGAGGAGUGUCUGUCAGUGUGUACACACCUGUGCAGAUCAGAGAAGAUGUCUAAAAUUGGGAAAGCGGGUUUAGGUUCACCUUUUCUUUUACAGCACCGUCAGAUAGAUUUGUGUAAAACUUAAGAGCUCUAGCUUUUAAGUUGUUUAGUCUAACUCUCCAUUCUCCACUUUUUCCACUGUCUGGGAUAGGUGUUCGGUAAGGGUGCGUCUUUUGCAAAAAUGACGGUUUAAAGAAAUACAAACUUGGCAUUGUGUAAUGUGUGGAGCCAGACCUUUUCUUUAGUGCCGUGUUUGUUAGACAUCAGUGGUCUCUCAUUCUUGUGAAACCAGCCACUAGCCUCACUAACUGGAGAUUCUUGUUCACCAAAACAGUAUGGGACAGCUCGCCAUUAUUUUACUGAAAGAAAACUAAGUUAGAUAUGUGAAUAAUGGUAGGCUUGCACUGCAGAUCAUUGCAAGCAGGCCAUGGUUCAAUCCUUUAUAUCAGACAUGUAUUGCGGCGAGUACUGCAAAUGUCUUCUACUCAAACAUUAACAUCCCAAGAGGCAUUUCUUAAUUUAGACAUGCUAAUAUUUUGCCACGACUCCUUUAGCAGUUGCUGUAUUGUUUUAAAAUGACUGCACUGGAUAACGCCAGCACAAUCCAUAAAUUGGUAAUAUAUAAGGUGUAUGCCACUAAUGCAUGCGGCCAAUAAUUCUUAACUAUUUAGUUUUAGCCGCAGCCAUUAAAAUGUCACUGAAUAAUGAUUUGUGAAAUAAAUACCUGUGCCAUAUUUGGGUUGAAAAGAG